Molecule: messenger RNA, 789 nt
Organism: Acanthamoeba castellanii str. Neff
Lineage: Eukaryota; Discosea; Longamoebia; Acanthamoebidae
Exons: 4
Coding region: 1-789 (262 amino acids)
Source: RefSeq, a predicted model, not a curated record
AUGCGGAAAGCAGCGGUUCCUACUAUCCGUCGCGCGACGGUGCAUGCGAAGGAGGAAGGCCGAUUCUACACUGUUGCGGGUCACUCUGAGCUGUUCCCUUCCGUGACGACGAUACUCGGCGUCAUCAACAAGCCCCAGCUGCACCUAUGGACCAAGUCGCGCAUCCUCAGCUUCGUCCGCAAGCGACUCAAUUUCCUUCGCGAGGAGAGCACCACCACGGGCAGAAUCUCGAUUACGGAGGAAUGGGUGGAGGAGACCAUCAAGGAGGCUGAGGAGCAGCCCAACGUCGAGGCCGACGUGGCCGCCCAGUUCGGCACCGCAUCGCACAACAUCAUCGAGAACGUGAUUAAAGGGCAGGAGCAGGAGGUGGCCCCCAAGUACGCGGUCGUGGUGGAGAACUACAACAACUGGCUCGCGCAAUCGGGCCUUGAGAUCAAGGAGACGGAGAAGUUCAUCUGGAGUGAGACAUACGCCGGAUCGUUGGACGCUUGGGGCCUGUACACGGGGCAGGACGGCCGCCAGCGGGUGGUCGUGGUCGACUGGAAGACAACGAACUACCUCCAGCCACAGUACGCGCUGCAGGUGGCCGCCUACGCCAAGGCUCUGGGAGAGAUGACCGGCACCCCAGUCGAGGAGGGUUGGAUCGUGCGAUUAGACAAGACGAAGCCCACGUGGCAGGCGAAGAAGGUGGCCGACCUGGACCAAACGUUCGAGGCCUUCCUCGGCGCGCUGCGACUGUGGCGCAGCCUCAAGACCGACCCCUACGCCAAGCUCACCUCUUCUCACUGA